AUGCUCAAGUGGACGGCCUCAACGCAACGUUUAAACGAGCUUCCCGCGCCGGAGUUGCGUGCGGCGCGACGUCAGCGUCGACAGCGACGCGCGACCAUUGCCAACAAGGAGAAUGUGCCCAGUGUGGGCUACACAUCGACGCCCAUGCCGCUGGCACGGCUGCGCAAUAGUCCGCUGGUGUUGGCGCCGCUCACCGAUAUACGCAACGUGACGCCGGAGUCGUCGCCGUCGCAGGCGGCGGGUCGUCGCGUGGUGCAGAGCGUGCGACACUAUGCAGCCACGUUGCCGCGCUACGAGGAGGAGUAUUCGCCCAGCGCCGGCGCUUUGCCCAACGGUCAGCACUUGGCGCUGCGCGGCCUGCUGCCGCUGGAUCCGUUUCUGGAGCAGCCGCGCUAUAUGGCGGCCACGCAGCAGCUGCGCCAGCGCAGGCUGGAGGCGGACUUUGUGGCCACCAUGGAGCUGCCCGGGGAGCAGGCGCCUCAAGCAACUCAGCCAGCCGCAACGCCAACCGCAUCGCAGCCAGCGCUGCGGCCCGUCACACCGCAGCCAUCGACGCACAUGGGCGAUCAGACGCUGGACAAGCUCAUCGAUGCCAUACUCGAUUCGGCCUGCAAGGCGGACGCCGGCAGCAAGAAGAAGCCGCGCAAGUCCUUCAAUCUGCGCCGGCGCACGCUCGUCAAGCAGCAGCUGGAGACGCAGUGCGUGGCCAUGUUGUCGCCAUCGUAUGCGCCCGGCGAUGAUCCGGCCAGCGAUCUGAGCUUCACGCUGCUGCCGCUGCCGAUGCCGCUGCCCGCCACGCCCGAACCGGCCUCGCCGCUGUCCCAGCUGCCGCACAGUGUGCUCCUGCAGCUGCCCACCCCGCAGCCGCGUGCCCCCACAGCGGUAAAUCCAUCCGAUACCUUUUGCCUGGCCACGCCCGUGCGUCCACUGAAACGGAAUCGUGGCCGGCAGACGCAGCCAGCGCCAGCAGUUGGGGGCGUGGAGACGCCACCGAAGCGCUACAAGGUCGACGCGCGCAACUACUUCGAGGUGGGCCUCGCGCUGCCCUCCAUCUACGUCUAG
This is a messenger RNA of Drosophila montana, 1062 nucleotides long. RefSeq lists its product as uncharacterized. The coding region runs from base 1 to 1062 and encodes 353 amino acids. The transcript has a single exon. Lineage: Eukaryota; Metazoa; Arthropoda; Insecta; Diptera; Drosophilidae. The record is from RefSeq and is a predicted model, not a curated record.